Daphnia pulex (common water flea) is the source of this 720-nucleotide messenger RNA. RefSeq lists its product as uncharacterized. NCBI's taxonomy places the organism in Eukaryota, Metazoa, Arthropoda, Branchiopoda, Diplostraca, Daphniidae. The coding region runs from base 101 to 493 and encodes 130 amino acids. The record is from RefSeq and is a predicted model, not a curated record. The transcript is spliced from 3 exons.
AAAUGCUCAGUCCCGGUCGGAAUGAGAUUAGAAACGGAAGCGGGAAAUCAGCACAGACCUUUUUUCCCCUGUUUGUUUUCUUACUGUAAUAAAAACAAAGAUGUCAGUUGCACUUUUCAGCCUGUUGAUGUUGGUAUUGACUCCAUUUAUGGCUAACGCCAGACCGGCAGAGUCGACUGAAUCAAUUGACUCCAGAGAUCCCCGUCAGAUAUUGAUGAUGGUCCCUCAGAGAUCUAAUUCGUGGGUUCAACCAAAUUACAAUGAUUAUUACGCUGGAUUCCGUCACAACAAUUACGGAUACAACCCCUUCCGUCUUGCGGUUGGGCAGCCAGUCAACGAAGUUGAAUCACGAAUUGGAUUCGCUCUGCUUCUCCUUUUGUUGAACGGACUUGACGAUCGAUACGCGUCGACUCAGCAGCCGAUGCCAAAUCCUCCAAUGGCGAAUUUCCCAUUUCCAGUGUGGCCACCAGUGAAUCGACCCCGUCAUCAAUAAAAAGACUAAAACGAAAGCUUCCCGCUGAUGUCUUCUCCUGUCGGCUGUGAACGAUAACUGGCUGCUAAACGGAAUUUAUUUUUAAAAAAUACCCAAAUCGCCAUAUUUUAUUGAUUACGUAACUCACUCCUAUUAGCGGGCCAUGUAAAGUGGUUUUUUGGCUUUAUUUCGGCCCUUAAAAUUUCCCAUUAUCGUGAUGGUGUGUCAAUACAAACGUGGAUUUCCCA